AUGACUAUCACCUACACAAACAGAGUAGCUGAUGCCCACCUCGGCUCCUUCUCCAGCCUCCUCCUGUGCUGGCGAGGCAGCGUCUACAAGCUGAUGUAUGGAGAAUUUCUCAUCUUCAUGUUCCUCUACUAUGCCAUCCGUGCAGUCUAUAGAAUGGCUCUCUCGGAUAAACAGCAGGUGCUGUUUGAGAAGCUGGCUCUGUACUGCGACAGCUACAUUCAGCUCAUCCCUAUAUCCUUUGUUCUAGGUUUCUAUGUGACACUGGUGGUGAACCGCUGGUGGAACCAGUACGAGAACUUGCCGUGGCCUGACCGCAUCAUGUUCCAUGUGUCUGGAUUCGUGGAGGGCAACGACGAGCAAGGCCGGCUGGUGCGGCGCACGCUCAUGCGUUACGUCAUGCUGGGCCAAGUGCUCAUCCUGCGCAGCGUCAGCACUGCAGUCUACAAGCGCUUUCCCAGUUUUCAGCAUCUGGUGCAAGCAGGCUUUUUGACUACUGCGGAACAUAAGGAGUUGGUGAGGUUGAGCAUACAACACAACACAUUCUGGGUGCCCUGGGUAUGGUUUGCCAACCUGGUAAUGAAGGCCUAUGUUGGAGGUCGAAUCCGGGACCCUGUCAUGCUCCAGAACCUGAUGAACGAGAUGUGCACCUUGCGUACUCAGUGCGGACAGCUGUUUGCCUAUGACUGGAUCAGUAUCCCACUGGUGUACACACAGGUGGUCACAGUGGCAGUGUACAGCUUUUUCCUUGCAUGCUUGGUGGGGCAGCAGUUUCUGAACCCAGCCAAGAACUACCCAGGCCAUGAGAUGGGCCUCGUGGUGCCUUUCUUCACAAUCCUGCAGUUCAUAUUCUACAUGGGCUGGCUGAAGGUGGCCGAGCAGCUCAUCAACCCCUUCGGAGAGGAUGAUGAUGAUUAUGAGGCUAACUGGCUCAUUGAUAGAAACCUGCAGGUCUCCCUGUUGUCUGUGGAUGAGAUGCACCAGGAUUUGCCUCCCUUGGAGCGUGACAUAUACUGGAAUGAAACAGAUCCUCAGCCGCCCUACACAGUUGCCUCUGCCCAGUCUCGUCGGGCUUCCUUCAUGGGCUCUACCUUCAAAAUCAACAUGCAGAAAGAAGACAUGGAGUUACAGUCUGAGGAUGACGACGACGACCAGGAGAACAAUCACGGCAGCAUCAUUGGACGCUUCUUGGGGUUGCAGUCCAAUGACCACAAUCCUCCCAGGACAAACUCAAAGACCAAACUAUUGUCCUUCAAGAAGGAACACUACCCCCAGGGCCAGCCUACGGACAGACAGAACGCUAGGGACCAGGAAGAUAAUGACUGGAAAAUUAAGAGUCUGGACACCUUCAGGGCUCCUCCGCUGUUUGAGAGGCCAGACUACCACAGUGCCCCACAGACACCCCUCGGCCAAACUCCCAUGGUCUCCCCUCCUGAGUGGUCAGCACUCUCCAAGCCUUACUUAGUCACAGGUGAUGAGGCUUCCACAAAGUACCAAAAAGUUGGUGACAUGAAGAAGAAAACUGUGGAGUUUAACUUGAACAUUCCAGAGAGCCCCGCCGCUCAACCUAGACAAGCCCAUUUGGACGAGCUGCCAACCAACAGACAAACUGUAAUGGAGCACAUAAAGCACUCUCCCAGCUUGGAAAACAGGUCUGUAGACACAGACCACGGCCUGCAUUCACAUGUCUAUGGUUCCAGUUGAGUCUACCCAUACCCCACAAUUUCCCAAGAUUCCAUUAUUGCUGACAUUUGGGCUAAACGUAUAUCCCUACACUAGCUGGUGAUUAGA
This is a messenger RNA of Psammomys obesus (fat sand rat), 1788 nucleotides long. It is a transcript of the gene Best1, whose product is annotated as bestrophin 1. The transcript is spliced from 10 exons. Lineage: Eukaryota; Metazoa; Chordata; Mammalia; Rodentia; Muridae. Gene Ontology annotation, molecular function: chloride channel activity. The record is from RefSeq and is a predicted model, not a curated record. Bases 1 to 1701 code for a protein of 566 amino acids.